This is a messenger RNA of Antechinus flavipes (yellow-footed antechinus), 6296 nucleotides long. It is a transcript of the gene TTLL5, whose product is annotated as tubulin tyrosine ligase like 5. Gene Ontology annotation, biological process: protein polyglutamylation; microtubule cytoskeleton organization. Gene Ontology annotation, molecular function: tubulin-glutamic acid ligase activity; tubulin binding. The transcript is spliced from 34 exons. Lineage: Eukaryota; Metazoa; Chordata; Mammalia; Dasyuromorphia; Dasyuridae. Gene Ontology annotation, cellular component: cilium. The record is from RefSeq and is a predicted model, not a curated record. Bases 211 to 4143 code for a protein of 1310 amino acids.
ACGGGGGAAGCAGCCGUCGGUGGCGGUGGUGAGCCCGGAAAGGGGGAAGGAGGAGGGAAGAAGCUCCUGGCGCGGUCCCUGCCUGCCUGACCCGAACUAUGGGAAGAUGAGACAGGAAACUGUGCCACCCAGAUUGUUUGAUCCAGUGAGCCUGCAAAGAAAGGUCUCUGAGGCCCCCGUCUGCUGACUGCAUGAAAAACCCUAAAGGAAAUGCCAGUCGUGAUGGCCCGGGACCUGGAGGAAACAGCAUCAUCCUCAGAAGACGAGGAGGUGGCAAGCCAAGAGGAUCAUCCAUGCAUCAUGUGGACUGGAGGCUGCAGGAGAAUUCCUGUCUUAGUGUUCCACGCAGAGGCCAUUCUGACAAAGGACAAUAACAUUCGCGUAAUUGGAGAACGGUAUCAUUUGUCCUAUAAAAUUGUGCGGACAGAUAGUCGUCUGGUACGUAGCAUUCUGACAGCGCAUGGAUUUCAUGAAGUUCAUCCAAGCAGCACUGACUAUAACCUCAUGUGGACAGGAUCCCAUCUAAAGCCCUUCUUACUUCGUACCCUCUCUGAAAUGCAAAAGGUCAAUCACUUUCCCAGGUCUUAUGAACUAACCCGGAAGGACCGACUGUACAAAAACAUUAUUCGAAUGCAGCAUACACAUGGAUUCAAGGCAUUCCACAUCCUCCCUCAGACCUUCCUCCUGCCAGCUGAGUAUGCAGAAUUCUGUAAUUCCUAUUCAAAGGACCGGGGACCUUGGAUAGUAAAACCUGUGGCCUCUUCCAGGGGACGUGGUGUCUACUUGAUAAACAGUCCAAACCAGAUUUCCCUGGAGGAGAACAUCCUGGUCUCUCGUUAUAUCAACAAUCCCCUGCUCAUAGAUGAUUUCAAAUUUGAUGUACGUCUCUAUGUGCUUGUGACGUCCUAUGAUCCUCUUGUCAUUUAUCUCUAUGAAGAGGGGUUGGCUAGGUUUGCAACUGUGAGAUAUGAUCAAGGAGCUAAGAACAUACGGAACCAGUUCAUGCACCUGACCAACUACAGUGUGAACAAGAAGAGCGGUGACUAUGUCAGUUGUGAUGAUCCUGAAGUGGAAGAUUAUGGGAACAAAUGGAGUAUGAGUGCAAUGCUUAGGUACCUGAAACAAGAAGGGAAAGACACAACUGCAUUGAUGGCCCAUGUAGAGGAUCUGAUCAUUAAGACUAUUAUUUCUGCUGAACUAGCUAUUGCUACUGCUUGUAAAACCUUUGUUCCUCACCGCAGCAGUUGUUUUGAGCUUUAUGGCUUUGAUGUUCUCAUUGAUUCAAGCCUGAAACCAUGGUUGCUGGAAGUGAAUCUCUCUCCUUCUUUGGCAUGUGAUGCACCUUUGGACCUAAAGAUUAAAGCCAGUAUGAUUUCAGAUAUGUUCACUGUUGUAGGAUUUGUGUGCCAAGACUCUUCUCAACGGUCAUCAACCAGGCCAAUUUAUCCUACAUUUGAGCCUUCCAGGCGAAAUCCCUUCCAGAAAAGUCAGCGUCCAGCAUCUGCUCCAGUUCAAUCACCAAACUUCAAACAGCGUUCUCGUCCUCUGUCUGCUAGUGAUGCUGAAAUGAAAAAUCUUGUGGGUUCAGCAAGGGAGAAGGUGCAAGGGAAAUUAGGUGGUUCCGUGCUUGGCUUAUCAAUGGAGGAGAUCAAGGUUUUACGGCGAGUGAAAGAAGAAAAUGAUCGUAGAGGGGGAUUUAUUCGCAUAUUCCCUACAUCAGAAACGUGGGAUGUUUAUGGGUCCUACCUAGAACACAAGACCUCAAUGAACUAUAUGCUGGCCACACGCCUCUUCCAGGACAGGGGAAAUUCAAGAAGAAGCCUAUUGGUAGGGAGGCCACGAGUGGCUGUUGAUUCAGGGCCAGAAAUGAAGGUGGAGAAUAUCAAUUCAAAAGCCAAACUGCAUGCUGCUCUUUAUGAAAGGAAGCUUCUAUCCCUGGAGGUGCGAAAACGCAGAAGAAGGAAUGGCAGAUUGAGGGCACUAAGGUCAAAAUACCCAGUGAUUCCACAACCAGCUGAAUUAUCCAUUAAAACUGAGACAGAAAGUGAAGAGGAAGAAGAGGACCCAAUAGAACAUGAAGAUGAAGAACAGGAAGCAUCCCAAGAGGAAUCUGCAGGGUCUCUUGUAGAAAAUCAAACCAAAUAUACACCUUCACUGACUGCCUUGGUGGACACUCCACCCAAAGAAAGUUCCUUGAAAGCUUCUGAAUGGAAUGGAGAAACUACUCCUUGCCCCAAGCCUGAAAUUCAACAGCCAGAACCAACAUUUAACUUGAUGCAGAUUCUGCAAGAAAAUGGAAAUCUCAGCAAAGUCCAGGCUCGAGUAGCCUUCUCUGCCUACCUUCAACAUGUUCAAACUCGACUGAUGAAAGAUAGUGGAGGCCAAUCUUUUAAUGCCAGUUGGGCUGCCAAAGAGGAUGAACAGAUGGAGCUGGUAGUUCGGUUCCUCAAGCGUGCAUCAAGCAAUCUCCAACAUUCCCUGAGAAUGGUGUUACCCAGCCGGCGAUUGGCCCUUUUGGAAAGAAGAAGGAUCUUAGCACAUCAACUGGGUGACUUCAUCAUUGUCUACAACAAGGAAACAGAACAAAUGGCUGAAAAAAAAUCAAAGAAGAAACUUGAAGAAGAAGAGGAGGAUGGAGUGAAUCCCGAAAACUUUCAGGACUUCAUAAGCCAUGCAAGUGAGGCUGAACUGGAGGAGGUUUUGACUUUUUAUACCCAAAAAAACAAAUCUGCAAGUGUCUUUCUGGGAACUAAUUCCAAAGCCGCCAAGAACAGCAGCAGUUAUUCUGAUAGUGGGGCAAAAGGUGACCAUCCUGAGACAGUGGAAGAAGUGAGAAUCAAGCAGCCCAAACAUCAACAAGGAGCAGAACUUCAUACUGACAAAUUAUCACGAUUUACCACCUCAACAGAAAAAGAGAGUAAAUUCCCCUAUAGCACUUCCCUUUGUCCAUCCUCUGGUCCUAGUGCUAUUCUUCAGAAAAUUCCCAACUCCCAUUUGACAUCUCUGAUUUCAUCCUCUGACCUCACACCAGUACCUAGUCAUCACUCUGCUUUUUCCCAAGUUCCUCCAGUUAUCUCCAAUGUGGCUCAUCAACCAACUGCUUUACAGAAUGCAACCCCUGAUAACUGUUCUCCCUCCCCACAUUCGGUGUCACAUCGUGUACCUAGUCCAGCUGUACUGCCACGCUGUCGGUCUGGCAGUUACACCAUUGGUCCCUUCUCCUCAUUUCAAAGUGCUGCGCAGAUAUAUAGCCAGAAACUGUCUCGGCCCUCCUCAGCUAAAGCAGCAGGUACAUGCCAUCCAAAUAGACACCAUGCAGGCUUAGCCAAAACAGCCAAGGAUGGAGAUGACAGCACUACUUUUGGCAAACGAUACAAUCAAAGCAUGGUGACAGCUGAACUUCAGCGGCUGGCUGAGAAACAAGCAGCACGGCAAUAUUCCCCAUCCAGUCACAUCAGUCUUCUCACUCAGCAGGUAACAAACCUGAAUUUGGCAAGUGGAGUCACAAAUCGAACAGGUGCUACCACUCCCCCUAUCCUUCGUCCAGUGCACAGUCCUGGAGGUCCAACAUGGUCGGCACAUUCAGACCCUCAAGUCUCUGAAAGCAGGACUAGCCCACCAGUAAACAGGAACAUGCAAACAGGUGGCUUUGCCUGGGAAGGGGAAGUAGAAAAUUCUGCAUACAAGGCAACAGGAAUGAUACCGCAACACAAGUAUCAUCCUACAGCUGGCAGCUAUCAGCUCCACUUUGCGCUACAACAACUUGAACAACAAAAACUUCAGUCCCGGCAGCUGCUUGACCAGAGCCGAGCCCGGCACCAGGCAAUCUUUGGCAAUCUCAUAUUACCCAGUUCCAAUCUGUGGUCUAUACAUAAUGCAGGCUACAGAAUCUCCAGUACUACUGGCAGUGGUCAGAAGCCUACCAGUCUGCCACAGAAAGUGGUGCCAUCUCCAAAUUCUUCCUCAUCCCUGGUCCCCAAACCCCCUCCCAAUCACAAGCAGGUGCUUAGGAAGAUGUCAUCCCAAAGAGUUUCCAAGACGGCCUCCACAGAAGGACAGCUGAAUGGAUUCCAGACCAGCCUUAGUAAUGCUAGGUCAUUUAUGCCCAUCACAAAGUCUAGAGCUCCUGCUUACAACCUGUGAUGAAUCACUGACACGGAGGAAGAAACCGUUCCACACCACUGGGUUGAAAGAUAAAGAUGGAACAGCCAUUGUAGCUAGAAGGAGUCCAUUUUUGUUCCCAUUUGCAUCAUCAUCCCCAGAUCAAGGUGGUAGCAGAUUUCUCCCUCCCAGUCUACAGAUCCUAGCCUGGGACAACUGAAGAAAAGAUGAGCUGGGUUUUGGUGGAACUUGACAGUAUUCAGUUCAACUGAUUCUCUCUGACAGAGCCACAAAUGUACCUUUUCCCCUUCCUUUUUAUCUUUUUCCUUCCCCCUUACAUACCUAGGUCUUUCUCCCUCUUGUGCUAACAGGCAGAGAUGAUAUAAAACAGAAGCUCUUUGGCUAUUUGUAUUUUGCUUCCGCUUCUUUUAGAUUCAUUAUCAAGCUCCUGUCUUAUAUAACCCUAGAGAAUAAACAUCAUUAUGAACAAAAUUUAUAAUCCCUUUAAGAAGGGUAUUAAGGGCAAAGGGAGAAAAGGCACACAGAACAUGUUAACCAGUAAUUGGAGAAAGGCUAGUGUGUUGACCACAUGAACCCCAAGGUGAAGCAGCAUUUUAGAAUUACUGAUUUUUAAUAUUGAUAAAGUAAUUCUAUUUUUGUUUUAUUUUUCCACUUAACUAAUUUCCCUCCAAUCAAUAUUCAUUUUCAAGCGAAAUGGAAAUGUGACCAACUUUUUAUUUUAGUUAAUUGCUGGACAUUUAAAAAUUUUAAUUUUAGAAGUGUGCAUUGCUUUGGUAUAUUUUGAUUUUAGGUUUUGUUCAGACAGAAUGUAGCCAUGGUCAUACCCUCAAUGGUAGCUUAUGAGCCAGGGAACAUGGGACAGGAGGAGGUGUGGGAGGGCUUCACAAAUGCACGAAUAUCUCCCCGUCAAACCAUGACAGAUGACUGAGGGAGCUAGAUGCUGUUCUUGAAUUGCACAUUAAUUUUUCCCUCACACUACAUUGUUUACAUAAACAGUCCAUUAAAACAAUGCAAAACAGCCACUGAGUGGAUCUAAUAAGUUUCUCAUACUAACUCUCUGCUUUCUUACUUCCUCACUUUCCCCUGCUUCUUUGUCAGCACUCUCCUGAAGGAGGUCCUAAAACACAGUGUGCUUAGGCUUUUAGACUCAAGCCAUUUGGGGAGUUUCUGUAUUCUCUGUGACUUUGAGCAACAGUGUCAUCAUCCCUAAAUCUGCUAUACUGUAAGGGGAGCUUUAAGGUGCUUCCUGAUCGUGGUGACAGCCAGUGGGCCACCUGGCCAAAUGAAGGAGGCUCCAAAUUGCAGGGCUACAGAACGAGGUGUUACAGACCAGAGUUGGAAACUCAAAAAUGAAAAUCACCUCCAACAAAGACAAAGAAAAGAGACUUGAUUAACUGUGAGCAGCUUUUGAAAAAUCUUUUUAAUGAAUGAAAACAAAGGGUUUGGUGCAUUUUUUUCUUUUUGCCUUUGUUAUAAAAAAAAAUCACUUAGAGUGACAAGAUCUAUUUGUUAUAGUGGAGGGAGCAGGCAUAUAUUCUAAAUGUUACUGGUGCCCAGGAUACUGGCUUGAGGGACAAAUAUUUUGCUGUGUUUUUUUUUUUUCCCAUUCAACUGUGAAUUAAGUUGGGGGACAAAAUAGAGCUCUGCCAUUUACUUUGAAAUGAAAGUUUGUGAAUAAAAGGGUUAUCUGGAAUCUCCUAUAAUGGUAUUUGUGAAUGGAGAUUUAGGGCAUUUACCCACAAUAAAGGGAUGUAGAUUAAUGGGACUGUUCAGAAAUUCUUCAGAAAAUAAUCAGUCAGUGGAAUAUAUAGUGUUCUUCCUGACUUUGCAGGUGCUGAUAUGAGAUUCCACAUCUUACUUUUUCAUUUAUUCAAGUGCUUUCAAGUAAAUGUAUUGGCACUGGGCUUCUCACAAUAAGAAGCUAAAUAGUACAUGCAGUCCUCCCUCCUGCCCAUUUCCAUGGCUGUAGCAAUGCUUCUGGUGCUCCUCUUUAUCCCUGGACUCCCACAAAUAACAUGUAUGUGGAAAAUGGAGAGUCAAUUAUUCACGUUUUUAUAGUCCCUAUAAAUAGAGUAUGUAGUUGUGAUCCUGGCAACCAGAUCCCUUCCCAUAUUUGCAUGUGGUGAUUAAGGCAAGAGAAGACUUCUUCCAUAAAAAAUAUCUUUGGAAUCGCA